Molecule: messenger RNA, 729 nt
Organism: Castor canadensis (American beaver)
Lineage: Eukaryota; Metazoa; Chordata; Mammalia; Rodentia; Castoridae
Gene: Oaz3
Product: ornithine decarboxylase antizyme 3
Biological process (GO): positive regulation of protein catabolic process
Cellular component (GO): nucleus; cytoplasm
Molecular function (GO): ornithine decarboxylase inhibitor activity
Source: RefSeq, a predicted model, not a curated record
UGUAACAGGUCCCACCCCUCUCUCUACUCCCUUUCUUUUAUCAAGAGGGGAAAAACACGGAACUACCUCUACCCGCUCUGGUCACCAUACGCCUAUUAUCUUUACUGCUACAAAUACCGGAUGACCCUCCGGGAGAAGAUGCUGCCUUGGUGUUAUAGAAGCGUCACUUAUAAGGAACAGGAAGACUUGACACUCCAGCCCCACUGCUGCCUCCCAUACUGCUGCUGCCUCCAGUGCUCCGAGUCCCUAGGAGGCCUCCAGGUGGGCAGAAGCACCAAGCAGGGAAAAGACCAUAACCAUAACCAGCUUAAAGAACUGUAUUCGGCUGGGAACCUGACGGUGCUUACAACUGACCCCCUGCUCCACCAGGAUCCAGUGCAGUUAGACUUCCACUUCCGUCUCACCCCCCAUUCCUCUGCCCAUUGGCACGGCCUUCUUUGUGACCACCGACUCUUCUUGGAUAUCCCAUAUCAGGCCUUGGAUCAAGGCAAUAGGGAAAGUUUGACAGCAACACUGGAGUAUGUGGAGGAGAAGACCAAUGUGGACUCUGUGUUUGUGAACUUCCAAAAUAAUCGAAAGGACAGAGGUGCCCUGCUGCGGGCCUUCAGCUACAUGGGCUUUGAGGUGGUCAGACCAGAUCACCCUGCCCUACCUCCCUGGGACAAUGUGAUCUUCAUGGUGUAUCCUCUUGAAAGGGAUGUUGGUCACCUGCCCAGUGAACCUCCCUAA